Molecule: messenger RNA, 2079 nt
Organism: Eimeria maxima
Lineage: Eukaryota; Apicomplexa; Conoidasida; Eucoccidiorida; Eimeriidae
Exons: 6
Coding region: 1-2079 (692 amino acids)
Source: RefSeq, a predicted model, not a curated record
AUGAAGUAUGGAUAUACAGGAAAGGCUCUUAAGAUCGUCUCCCCCAACGCCGUGAGCAUAAGGGUAUUCAGGUUGCUCCUUAUCGUCUAUUUGUUCGUCUUGCUGCUUACCUACAACAACCAAGUUAUUAUACUAAAUCUCCUUUUCCUUAUAGAGGGGCCCCUUGGGGGGCCCUCCGGGGGGCCCCCCAUCAAGGGGCCCCCACAGCAGCGUCUACUUAUGGGAGGGAUGGAUUUGCAGCAGCACGCCACCAGCGAAACAAACCGUCUGGACCCCCUUCUUCGAGAUUUGCUGCGUGUGGGGUAUCCAAUAGACGGUCUGCUGCAGCAGAUGCAGCAGCAGCUGCAUCAGCUGCCUCUUUGCUCUCCUGCUGCUGUUGCAUCUCUUGGCUUAAUCUUGGGUAGCUGCAGGUCUAAUAAUAUGCAUGCAAUUAAAGCCCUUAUAGAUACACUCACAAACAGAUACGCCCUCCUGCCAUCUGCUUACUAUGAGCCUCUUGACUCUGAAUGGUCUCUUGUUGUAGCAGCAGCAGAGAAGCAGCUGCUGCAUCCUGCAGCAGCAGGAGAGCAGCAGCUGCUGCCUGCAACAGCACCAGCACCAGCACCAGCACCAGCACCAGCAGCAGUAGGAGCUGCUGCCCGUGGGGCUGAGGAGACAGAUGACACUGCAGCAUAUGAAGAAGCAGCAGAAAUGAUGCAGAAAACUGCUGCUGCCUCAGCAGCAGCAUGUGUGCAGCUGGUAGCGAAGCACUUGCAGCAGCAGCAACAGCAGCAGCAGCAACAGCAGCAGCAGCAACAGCAGCAGCAGCAACAGCAGCAACAGCAGCAACAGCAGCAGCAGCUGCCAUUCGUGUGGUUAUCCUGCGGUUCCCUACCAUUCACUCCUAUGCCCGAUCUGCUGCUGCUGCUGCUGGGUCUUGUGCGGCUGCGCUGCAGUAGCAACAGGCUCCUUGAAUCCCUUAGCAGCAUUCUCAGCAGCAGCAGCAGCAGCAGCAGCAUAACGCAGCAGAUAGAAGGGGGCCACCUCCCCACACUAUUAGUUUGUCUUAGCAACGCCAAUUGGCUGUCGUUGUCUCCCUUGGAGACUCUUUGUGCUGCUAUUGACAAACUUCUUCCUAAGCUGCUGCCCCAUAUAUCGGAUGCUGAGCUUCCUCCUUUAGUGUGGGGUUAUGCUUCUCUGCUGCACUGCCGCCAGUUGCUGGCAGCAGCAGCAGCAGAAACAGCAACAGCAGCAGCAGCAGCAGCACCAGCCGCAGCCGCAGCUCAAAUAACCGAAGCAGCAUCGGCAACAACAGCAGCAACAACAACAACACUAGCACCAGCAACAGCAGCAGCACCAGCAGCAGCAGCUAAGCCUGCUGCUCCUGCUGCUCCUGCUGGUGCUGCUAUUCCUUUGCCUCCUUCUUUCCUUGAGUUGCUGCAGCGCUUUGUGGGUAGCGCAAAAGCGUUAGAGGGCCAACAUGUACAUUUGCUGCAGGUGCGUUGUGUGGCUUCUUUGCCCUUUUUCCCUUAUUCUAUUGACUUGGCUAUACCUAAUCAGCAGCAGCAGCAGCAGCAGCAGCAGCAGGGUCCGUUGGGUGUCUCCUCACAUAAUUGGAUUGUCCCUGACUUAGGGUAUGAGCCGGAGACAGAAGAAGAUAAAAGAGACAGAGAGCAGCAGCAGCAGUUGCUGCUUACUGCUGCUGCUUCUGCCGGCUCACUAACCAAGCCCCAGCAGCAGCAACAACAGCAGCAGCUGCAUCUGCUGCUGGAUAAACACGAUCUGCAGCAGCAACAAAAACAGCAGCAGCAACCGCAGCAGCAGCUGACACAGCAACCAGGCAGCAAAGGGACAGCAGUAUUCCUUGUACCCUCUAUAGAGCAAAUCCUUAUAAAGAAUAUAUCUGUGGGGCCCCCCUCCCCUGGGUACUCGGGGGCGCCUCAAUCGGCGGGGGGGGGCCCAAGUACCCAUGAGGGGCCCCAGUUGAAGAGUACCCUCCUUCAUGGAUUACCUGUCUUCUUCCUUGAUGGGCCCCAUGGGCCCCCGGGGCCCACCGAGCUGCUGCUGCUGCAGCUGCCAGCAUAUGAGAGAUGGAGGUAA